AUGGCUUCCACUGGUGCAUCGAACGGCACUGUGCCGCCUACCAGUCUGACUCGACUGGCUGCGAGACGCAUACAGUCGAUUGCGGAAGGGCAAAUCUCUCCGACGUUACGGCAAAAGGUGGUUGUAUGCCUGAUUGACUACAUUGCCGCAGCUCAUUCAGGACUUUCGACCCCAUGGGGCGAGGCGUUGAUUAAAUAUGCCACCGCUCAAUCUGGUUCACCGGAGGCUCAGGUAUGGGGGACCAAGACCAAAGUCUCCGCUGAGACGGCAGCCUUUGUCAAUGCCGCGCUGGGUCACAGCACUAUCCGAGAUGACAUGCAUCUCGAUUCUUGUUCUCACAUCGGCUCCAUCGUCCUCUCUGCCGCCAUCGCUCUUUCCCAGCGACAUCACUGGUCUGGUGAGAAGUUGAUCAGAGCGAUCGUGGCAGGAUAUGAGAUGUCGGCUCUUCUGGGCACCGCCAUACGCGCAAGUGGCAAAUUCAACCCUCACUUCCGCCCCAGCGGGCUGGUGGGAGCUUUUGGUGCCGCCGCCGCUGCAAUCGCCGGUGGGAGCUGCAGCGAGGAAAUCGCUGUCAGCGCAUUGGGUUUUGCUUUGAAUGCAGCAUGUGGUGUGAACGAAUGGGCCUGGGCUGGAGGUUUGGAGAUCUUCACUCAAAUGGGCACGGCAAGUCGCGCGGGCAUCCAGGCAUUUGACCUUGCCAAAACCGGAAUGUUCUGCAGUGAUACGGUACUGGAAGGAAAAGAUGGCCUUUUUGAAGCGCUGGGUGUUGGUUCUUCAGACGCUAGUGUGACCUUCAAAGAUUGGAUCAGCCGCUCUGAAAUCGGCCAGGGCAUCAUGGAUGUUCACUUCAAACCUGUCGCCGGGUGUAACUUUGCCCAAACUCCACUGGCUGCGGCGCUGAGGUUGCGUCUGGAUGACCCUCAGUCCGUUCAAAUGAUCACCAUUGUUGCCACAUCACAAGCCAUCAAGUACCCCGGGUGUAACAAUGCUGGGCAACUGGAGAAUAUCCAACAGAGUAAGAUGAGCAUUCAGUAUGGCGUAUCUGCAGCACUGGUUUACGGUCGGCUCGACGAAGAGGUCUUCACCAAGGUCGACGACCCGCGCAUCAUGGAUUUGAUGAGUAAAUGCGAGCUAUUGACCAACGAGCAAUUCAAUAUAGACUUCCAAAGAGGCCUACAGCCCGCCAAAGUUGAGGUCAGGCUGGCGGAUGGGCGUCUUGUAGAACAGCAUUUGCCUGACGUUCCCUGGCUGACUUUCGAGGAAGUGGAAUCACGCUUUCCCUUUGAAGUGGCCAAGUUUAUGAGCAAGGAAAAAGCAGCAGAGAUGAUUGCCUCUCUGAAGCUCUUGGGGAACAGCGGACAAGUUGCAGAUGCUUCUGAACUCUUUGCCGCGGCUGCGAUCUGA
This is a messenger RNA of Exophiala oligosperma, 1404 nucleotides long. RefSeq lists its product as uncharacterized. Bases 1 to 1404 code for a protein of 467 amino acids. The record is from RefSeq and is a predicted model, not a curated record. Lineage: Eukaryota; Fungi; Ascomycota; Eurotiomycetes; Chaetothyriales; Herpotrichiellaceae. Gene Ontology annotation, molecular function: lyase activity. The transcript is spliced from 2 exons.